CCAUCAGCUGGGUGCAUUACACAAGCAGCCGCUAUAUAAAAAAAAAAACGUUUUUGUUUUCGCACCAUUUAUUUCAAUUAAAACUCCAGCAUGCCUUUCAUGAAGGGACGCGAGCCGAUCCGGCGCACCCUCAAGUACCUGAAUGCCGGCAAAUUGGUGCUCAAGGACAAGGUGCGCAUCUUCAGCGUGAACUACAACACAUACGGCGAUCAUCAUGCGGGCGCCAGGGACUUUGUGUUCUGGAACAUACCACAGGUGCAGUUCAAGAAUCCCGAGGUGCAGGUGCUCACCAUGAAGAACAUGACGCCGUCGCCGUUUGUGCGCUGCUACUUUGACGAUGGCCGCGACAUGCUCAUCGACAUUGAUAGCCGCGAUAGAGACCAAAUCAUCGACCAUCUCGUGCAAGUGGUGGGCAAGACGCGCGAACAACUGGAUGCGGAGGCCCGCCUGAAGGAGAGUAAGGACAAUCCGGCCAAUUUCGGCUACGGCUGCGACCGGCACUGCAUCUGCGAGAUUCCCGGACAGAUACCCUGCCCCGGCACCGUGCCACUGCCCGAACAGAUGCGCGGCAAAUUCAAGUUCGCUCCCAAGUAAUGCUCACUUUUGUGUUUCCUUUCAUACUGGGUGUGUCUUUAUCUCUUAAAUAAAUUAAUUGUAAAGUAAA
Molecule: messenger RNA, 664 nt
Organism: Drosophila obscura
Lineage: Eukaryota; Metazoa; Arthropoda; Insecta; Diptera; Drosophilidae
Gene: mRpS25
Product: probable 28S ribosomal protein S25, mitochondrial
Exons: 3
Coding region: 91-594 (167 amino acids)
Cellular component (GO): mitochondrion
Molecular function (GO): structural constituent of ribosome
Source: RefSeq, a predicted model, not a curated record